CAGCAGUAUAGCCGAGUCGCAUCGCUUCGUCAAAUCCCACCACCGACCGACCGACCCCGACCGCCGGGAGAUCUGAGCCUCCAUCCCAUCCCGGCCGGGCCAGAUCAGAUCCGCGGCGCGAUGGGAUGGGAAUGGGAGACGGUGCAGCACUUGGACCUCCGGCACGCCGGCGGCCGCCGCGGGGCCGGCGCCCCCGCGCGCCCGCUGCAGCCGCACGCCGCCGCCUUCCGCGCCUCCCAGGCCAUCGUCGCCGUCGCCGUCGGCACCCACGUCGUCGAAUUUGAUGCUUUGACUGGAAGCAAGAUAGCUUUGGUUGACCUUGGAGCUCGUGUUGUUCGUAUGGCAUAUAGCCCUACCUCUAGCCAUGUUAUCAUUGCUAUCCUUGAGGAUGCUACAAUCAGAUCAUGUGAUUUCGCUACCGAGCAGACGCUUGUGCUGCACUCACCUGAGAAAAAAACAGACCACGUUUCAAUAGACACAGAAGUUCAUCUUGCGUUGACACCUCUUGAACCUAUCGUUUUCUUCGGUUUUCACAAAAGAAUGAGUGUGACAGUUGUUGGGACUGUUGAAGGUGGGAGGCCACCAACAAAAAUAAAGACUGAUCUUAAAAAACCCAUUGUCAACCUGGCUUGCCAUCCUCGCCUUCCUGUGUUUUAUGUAGCUUAUGCUGAAGGCUUGGUACGCGCCUACAACGUCCAGACAUACGCUGUUCACUACACGUUACAACUUCCGGUUGACAGUACAAUUAAGCUCAUGGGAGCUGGUGCUUUUGGGUUUCAUCCGACCUUAGAGUGGGUAUUUAUUGGUGAUAGAGGGGGCACUCUCCUGGCAUGGGAUGUAUCAACUGAGAGGCCAAACAUGAUUGGGAUUACACAGGCUGGUUCUCAGCCAAUCACAUCUGUUUCCUGGCUUCCUACACUAAAGCUGCUCGUGACAAUUUCGAAGGAUGGGGGUCUUCAAGUAUGGAAGACACGAGUUAUUAUUAAUAACAAUAGACAACCAAUGGAAACUCAUUUCUUUGAGCGUGCUGCCAUUGAAACAAUGGACAUCACAAAGAUACUCACUCUACAAGGUGGUGAAGCAGUGUACCCUUUGCCUCGAAUAAAGAAUUUGGCAGUGCAUCCAAAGUUCAAUUUGGCUGCAGUGAUUUUUCAAGAUAUGUCUGCGACAGAAGCUGCAAAGAACAAGGCUGCAUACACAAGGGAAGGAAGGAGGCAGCUUUUUGCUGUACUACAGGGGGCUAGGGGGUCAACUGCUGCUGUUUUAAAGGAGAAACUUUUAGCCCUGGGUUCAUCCGGAAUUUUAGCAGAGCACCAACUCCAGGCGCAGCUUCAAGAGCAGCACUUGAAGGGCCAGAGCAAGCUAACUAUCUCAGAUGUUGCAAGGAAGGCUUUCCUUCACAGUCAUUUCAUGGAGGGACAUGCUAAAAGUGGUCCAAUCUCUCGUUUACCCCUUGUUACUAUUUCAGAUCCUGGCAACCUUUUGCGAGAUAUUCCUGUUUGUCAGCCAUUCCAUCUGGAGUUGAACUUCUUCAACCAGGAGAACCGUGUGGUUCAGUAUCCAGUUAGAGCUUUCUACUUGGAUGGAUUUAACCUGAUGGCCCAUAACCUAUCAUCUGGAGCUGAUAAUCUCUAUAAGAAGCUUUACUCUACGAUUCCCUCAAAUAUGGAAUGCCACCCCAAGUAUAUUUCAUAUAGCCCAAAGCAGCAUAUGUUUCUAGUUGUGUUUGAAUUAAGUGGUCCAAGUGGAGUGGCGCAUGAAGUUGUUCUUUACUGGGAGCAGACUGAUUUACAGACAGUAAACAGCAAAGGAAGUUCAAUAAAAGGUCGAGAUGCUACUUUUUUGGGACCGGAUGAUAAUCAAUAUGCUAUUCUGGAGGAAGACAGAACUAGCCUGAAUCUUUAUAAUCUCAAACCAAUAGCCACGAAGGAAGCUCUUGAAAAUAAUGCUGCCGUGCUCGAAGAAGAAGAAAACACAUUUGCUGAGAAUCCUACUGCUAAUCCAACACAAAAGCAAGGUCCUAUGCAGUUUACUUUUGAAUCCGAGGUCGAUCGCAUAUUUUCAUCUCCACAAGAAUCAUCCUUGUUGUAUGUGAUCUCGGGGAAACAUAUUGGACUGGCGAAGCUCCUGACUGGUUAUAGGUUAUCUACAGACAAUGGGCUAUCUAUUACCACAAAAACUGAUGGGAAGAAGUUUAUCAAGUUAAAGCCAAACGAAACUGUUCUUCAGGUCCACUGGCAGACAACUUUGAGAGGUCCUGUUGCCGGAAUAUUGACAAACCAAAGGGUACUAAUCGCCUCUGCUGAUCUUGAUAUACUUUCAAGCAGCUCAACCAAAUAUGAUCGUGGUCUCCCAUCAUAUCGGUCAAUGUUGUGGGUUGGACCAGCUCUCAUUUUCUCAAGUGCAACUGCAAUAAGUAUGCUUGGAUGGGACAACAAAGUUCGAUCAAUCCUUUCCACUAGCUUCCCUCGUUCUGUGUUGCUUGGUGCCCUGAACGACCGUCUGCUGCUUGUGAAUCCAACAGAUAUAAAUCCAAGACAGAAAAAGGGUGUGGAAAUAAGAAGCUGUCUAGUUGGUCUUCUUGAACCUCUUCUUAUUGGUUUUGCUACCAUGCAGCAACACUUUACACAAAAAAUCGAUCUUUCAGAAGUGCUAUACCAAAUAACAUCGAGGUUUGAUAGUCUGCGUGUUACUCCGAAGUCCCUGGACAUAUUAUCUAAGGGACCCCCUGUCUGUGGAGACCUUGCUGUAUCAUUAUCUCAAGCAGGACCUCAGUUUACACAAAUCAUGCGCUGCAAUUACGCCAUCAAAGCUCUCCGGUUCUCUGCUGCUUUAUCGAUUUUGAAAGAUGAGUUUCUGCGUUCCAGAGAUUAUCCUCAGUGCCCUCCCACUUCUCAUCUGUUCCAGCGUUUCCGAGAGUUGGGCUACGCAUGCAUUAAGUAUGGUCAGUUUGACAGUGCGAAAGAAACAUUUGAGGCUAUUGCAGAUCAUGAAAGCAUGCUGGAUCUGUUUAUAUGUCACCUGAACCCUAGUGCCCUGCGACGCCUUGCACAAAAGUUGGAGGAAUCUGGUACAGAUCCUGAGCUGAGACGUUAUCUAGAAAGAAUACUGAGAGUUCGUUCAACUGGAUGGACGCAAGGUGUCUUUGCCAAUUUUGCUGCUGAAAGUAUGGUGCCUAAAGGCCCGGAAUGGGCAGGAGGGAACUGGGAGAUCAAAACACCUACCAGCAUGAAGAGUAUUCCUCAGUGGGAGCUUGCAGGAGAGGUGAUGCCUUACAUGAGAACAACUGAUGCUGCCAUCCCAUCUGUUAUUGCAGAUCAUAUCGGUGUUUACUUGGGUGUGAUGAAGGGCCGGGGUAACGUAGUGGAAGUAAGCGAAAAGAGCUUGGUUAAAGCUAUGGCGGCGGCCAGUAGUGAGAAUGGGCAACCGGCAUCUUCUGAAUUGGCACUGAAAAACAAAGCAAAUGCUGCUAGUGAUUCAGUUGGUGAUAGUCUGGCCAGGCAGCUAGGGGUUCAAAUUGCUUCUGCAGAUGAACAGGCCAAAGCAGCGGAGGAGUUUAAAAAGACUCUCUAUGGUGUUGUUGAUGCUGGAAGCAGUGAUGAGGACGAGUCAACGUCGAAGACUAAAAGGAUACAAAUCAGGAUACGUGAUAAGCCCGCUGCACCUGCUGUUGAUGUUAACAAACUGAAAGAGGCCACGAAACAGCUAGGUUUGAUGGCUCCUCCGAUCAGUAGGACAAGGUCGUCUGGAACACCACAAGAAUUCAGUCAGCCAGCAGGCCCAGCACCAUCUGCUGCUCCAGCAAUGCCGAGUGGCGCAGUCGAUUUCUUUGGAACAAAUACUUUGGUGGCGCCACCACAAGCGCUGACCGGCGGCACGGGUCCUGUAAUCGGAGGCCUGGGAGUGACAGCUGGACCUAUUCCUGAGGACUUCUUCCAGAACACCGUUCCAUCACAGCAACUUGCGAAUCGACUGCCUCCUCCAGGAGCAAUCCUGCAAAGAAUGGCCAAUCCUGAGUCUGGGAUGAACGUCGGCAGACCGGUACCUACUCAAAACAUGAUGGGCAAUGUUGGUCUUCCAGAUGGUGGGGUGCCGCCACAGGGGCCACAGCAAGGCCAGUUCCCUCAGCAACAAGGCCAGUUCCCUCAGCAGCAAGGCAUUCCUAUGAACCCAAUUGGCCUACCUGAUGGUGGUGUACCUCCACAGAGCCAGGCUCUUCCUUCACAGCCACAGGGCUUUCAACCUGCUGCUCCUACUCCUUCGCAACCAAUUGAUCUCAGUGCUCUCGAGGGUCCAGGAGCGGCAAAGCAAGCUGCUCAGCCCCCAGCGCCUAAAGCCGUGCGUCCUGGCCAGGUACCCCGUGGCGCUCCUGCUGCAGAAUGCUACAGGAUGGGUCUUGCACAUCUUGAGCAGAAUCAGCUCACGGAUGCACUAAAUUGUUUGGAUGAAGCAUUCUUGGCCCUCGCCAAGGACCAAUCACGUGAAGCCGACAUCAAAGCGCAGGCUACCAUUUGUGCACAGUACAAGAUCGCCGUUUCAUUGCUACAGGAAAUUGCUCGGCUGCAAAGAGUCCAGGGAGCUGGCACGCUGAGCGCCAAGGAGGAGAUGGGCAGGCUGUCUCGGCAUCUGGCGUCCCUGCCCAUCCAGGCCAAGCACCGGAUCAACUGCAUCCGGACCGCCAUCAAGCGCAACAUGGAGGUCCAGAACUUCGCCUAUGCCAAGCAGAUGCUGGACCUGCUCUACUCCAAGGCGCCGCCGACCAAACAGGAUGAGCUCAAGAGUCUCAUCGACAUGUGCGUCCAGCGGGGGCUGACCAACAAGUCCAUCGACCCGUUCGAGGACCCCUCGCAGUUCUGUGCCGUCACCCUCAGCCGCCUCUCCACCAUCGGCCACGACGUUUGCGACCUCUGCGGCGCCAAGUUCUCCGCCCUCUCGGCCCCAGGCUGCGUCAUCUGCGGCAUGGGCAGCAUCAAGCGGUCCGAUGCCCUCGCCGGCGCUGGCCCUGUCGCCUCGCCCUUUGGCUAAGUUUUGCGCGUGAUGGGUUCUGUUCUGUUUGCCCGAGCCUCUGUUUCUUGUAUGUAUUAGUGUGCAGUCAACAUUCUUUGUUUUGUGCUGGGUUGUUGUUGCAGUUGUGGUAAUAGCCUUGGAGAUACCAUUUUGUUGUGAUUAAUUUCUCUAUAUGAUUCUACAGAACAUACAUAGGGCUUGUCCUAGCAGAUACCGAUCCAUGUACCUAGAAGCUCUACCCAUGGCCUUUGCAACAUUUUCGCUGUUUUUUUGUUUUUUGAAAGUUCAAGUUAUUUGCAAUGUUUUGUGGUAGAAGCUCUACUCACGGCAUUUGCAAUAUUUUCGCUGUU
This is a messenger RNA of Triticum aestivum (bread wheat), 5357 nucleotides long. RefSeq lists its product as uncharacterized. Lineage: Eukaryota; Viridiplantae; Streptophyta; Magnoliopsida; Poales; Poaceae. Bases 121 to 5025 code for a protein of 1634 amino acids. Gene Ontology annotation, molecular function: protein binding. Gene Ontology annotation, biological process: autophagosome assembly. The transcript is spliced from 24 exons. The record is from RefSeq and is a predicted model, not a curated record.